This is a messenger RNA of Ophidiomyces ophidiicola, 1323 nucleotides long. It is a transcript of the gene och1, whose product is annotated as alpha-1,6-mannosyltransferase Och1. The transcript has a single exon. Gene Ontology annotation, cellular component: mannan polymerase complex. Gene Ontology annotation, molecular function: alpha-1,6-mannosyltransferase activity. The record is from RefSeq and is a predicted model, not a curated record. Bases 1 to 1323 code for a protein of 440 amino acids. NCBI's taxonomy places the organism in Eukaryota, Fungi, Ascomycota, Eurotiomycetes, Onygenales, Onygenaceae. Gene Ontology annotation, biological process: protein N-linked glycosylation.
AUGAUCCCCUUUCGCAGAUGCGUGCUGAUCGCCGCCGCCUUUCUCUCCUUCACCUUCACUCUGCGCCUGUCGUCCUCCUCCCAUUCCCGUAGCAGCCCGCGUCCCGCCGUCGUGCUCGACCACGACAAUGACCCGUCCGCCGCCCACGCCCAACCGCCCCCCCAGAUCACCCUCGACGACCUUGCCUCCAAGCCCCUCCCCGAGCGAUUGCGCUUCCAAUUCCCCUACGACCUCGAGUCCAAGUUCCCCGCCUACAUCUGGCAGACCUGGAAGUACAAUCCCUCGUCCGGCAGCUUCGCCGAGCCCCUGCGGCCCCUCGAGGCCAGCUGGACCGUCGCCCACCCCGGCUUCGUGCACCAGGUCAUCACCGACGACGGGCUCGACUACGUCGUCAAGUACCUCUACGCCGGCUUCCCCGAGGUCAUCGAGGCUUUCGAGUCCAUGCCCCGCGCCGUGCUCAAGGCCGAUUUCUUCAGGUACCUGAUCCUCCUGGCCCGCGGCGGUAUCUACUCCGACAUCGACACCUUCGCCCUCAAAUCCGCCAUCGAAUGGGUGCCGCAGGCCGUCGACCGCUCCACCAUCGGCCUCGUCAUCGGCAUCGAGGCCGACCCGGACCGCGCCGACUGGAAGGAGUGGUACUCGCGCCGCAUCCAGUUCUGCCAGUGGACCAUCCAGGCCAAACCGGGCCACCCCGUCCUCCGCGACACCGUCGCCAACAUCACCGAGGAAGCCCUGCGCAUGAAACGCGAGGGAAAACUGUCCCACGCCCGCAUGGACAAGACCAUCAUGGAGUUCACCGGCCCCGCCGUCUGGACCGACGCCGUGUUCCGCUACUUCAACAGCCCGGACUACUUCGACAUGAACAAGGGCGCCAACUACUCCCGCGAGAUUGACUACUCCUACUUCACCGGCAUGGUCGCCCAGAAGGUCGUCGGCGACGUCGUCGUGCUGCCCAUCACCAGCUUCAGCCCCGGCGUCGGCCAGAUGGGCGCGGAGGAGCCCGAGCAUCCCAUGGCCUUUGUCAAGCACGAGUUUCAAGGUAAGCUGCCCGUCCUUCGCUCUACUCUUUCUCCCACCCCUGUCGAUCCUUGCAUCCUUGCUGACCCAAGACCUUCACAACCCUCCAGGCGUCUGGAAAUCGAGCGCGGACAAAUAAAAGACUUUUUUGUCCAAGGAUCAUCCCAACCCUUGCUUAAGACCCAAUGUUGCCGGCUUGGAAACCCAGGCUUCCUGACUCGAUCCCGACUGCUCCGCCAGGCCGACACAAUAAUUUACUACCCAAACCCAAACCACUUGCUGAUACAGAUGUGCUCCUACGGAUGA